CUGCCUCUCACUCCCUUCCUGCCGCCGCCGCCGCUGCCGCAUCACUACAGCCGUCGCUAGCUCGAGGUGACGGCGGGGGGGCCGCCUAGUGUUGUCGCCGAGUCCGUGACAUACAAGAUCCUUCCACAAGUGGGUCUCCCGCCCCGAUCGCCCCCGCUGCAGCUCGUUGGGUCAUGGCCAGGCCGGAACAGGUUCUGUUUUUGGAGCCUCAACACGAACUGAAAUUCCGAGGUCCAUUCUCUGACGUGGUCACCACCAAUCUCAAACUCGCCAACCCUACGGAGCGAAAUGUGUGUUUCAAGGUGAAAACGACUGCUCCACGCCGGUACUGCGUGCGGCCAAACAGCGGAAUCAUCGAUGCAGGCACAUCCAUCAAUGUCUCUGUCAUGCUGCAGCCUUUUGAUUAUGACCCCAACGAGAAGAGCAAACACAAAUUCAUGGUUCAGUCCCUGCUAGCGCCCCCAGACAUGACCGACAUGGAAGGCGUGUGGAAGGAGGCAAAGCCGGAGGAGCUGAUGGACUCCAAGCUGAGGUGUGUUUUUGAGAUGCCGGUGGAGAACGAAAAAACACACGACAUGGAGUCCAACAAGAUGAUGUCGUCCGGCUUACUGAAGUCCGAGUCCUCUUCGCUGCCGCCCAAGUCGAUGAGCUCCACCCUGGAUGAUGGCGAAGUGAAGAAGAUCAUGGAGGAGUGCAAGAGGCUCCAGAUGGAGGCUCAAAGGCUACGAGAAGAGAACAAACAGAUCAGGGAGGAUGACGGUCUGCGGAUGAGGAAGAGCAACCUCAUGUCCUCCCAGCACUCCUCGGCCGGUCUGAAGAAGGACGAAGGCCUAAGCGCCCGCUCGGCCGCCCUCAUCAUCCUCUUCUUUUUGGUGGGCGUCAUCGUGGGCAAGUUGGUCUUGUAGAGCGCUGCCGUACACGGGUUUGGACCGGCCGAAAGUUUCCGCAGCAUGCUUUUUUUUUUUUUCCUUUCUUUUUUCUCUCGGGGGAUGAAAUCAAACGCGGGGCAUUUAGGAUCAGAGAUGCCAUAUCUGCUGGGAAGUGGGGUCCUCGUUGAGAGCGGGGCGUUUGGCUUAAGCCUCAUUUAUAGGAAAAUAAAUAAAUAAAAGGUCAUGUAUGGGUCACAAAAACAAUAUAUAGAUAAACGAUUCACCGUCUUCUGAACAAGCUUCUGCAGAUCUUGCCUGAUCCCUGCGUUCAAGUCAUACUUUUUUGUGAGGGGCGUAGAGAGAGAGAAAAAAAAAAAAGGCUUUUUUUUCCCCCCCCGUCAAUGACUAGAAUAAGCUCCCCAGCACACCACUGCAAUUGGGAGGACAGAUUUAGCAGAUAUUCACCCAGACAGGACAGACUCACAAAAAAGAACAACUUGAUGUGCAAGAAAGUGUAUCCCUUUUAGUUACCACUGCGGAUCCUUCAUUGCAUGUGUUCACAGCUGAAUGUUGCAUCUGGACAUUUUGGAAUCUAAUUUAAUUUUUCUUAAUUGUGUCAUUAUUUGGCUGUAGGUUUGCACAGUUCUGAUCUUUUUAUUUCCUUUCAUUUGUGUUUCAUUAUUAUGUUUUUUUUUGGGGGGGGGGGAGGGGUAUUGUUCUAAGAGCGCAUUUAGUAUUUAAUGGCACAGCUUCAGAUUUGGUGAUGUUUUUGAGGGCGUCUGCUGAUAUUCACCAGGCCAAGGCUUUGCCCUGUGAUCGGUUGGCGCUUUUUGUUUUUCCUCAGGCCAAUACUACAGUACACAUACUACAUGUAUGCACAUAACCCACGCCUGGAAAUAUACACACAAGUGCAUGCAGAAAUGAUGGGCAAAAUUUUCCUCAUCUUUUCCUACUAAGCCAUACAUUUGUUAAGUGUCCGGGCAAAUGUAUGUUAGCAAACGGUGUCAUGUUAUCAGACGCUUUCACUUGAUUUGUUUUUUUUCUUUUCUUUUUUCCUUUCCCGUAUUGUCACUGUAUCAGUUCCAUCGUGGUUGUUUGUUCACACGUUUGUCACUUUUGAAGUUGUGUUUAAUGCACUAAGGUGAAGAUUGUGAUCUUUCUGUAUUGCUAAAUAUUUGUACAUCUAUAUCUACAUAGAGAAAGAGCCAAGGCCUUGAGGGACCACAUAAUGACAACGUACUGUUCUGGAGCCAGUGGUUAUUUUCUGACUUACGAAUAAAAUGGAUGAAUUACAUUCAAAAUGGUUUGAUCUCCUAAACUUCCAUUAAACAAGGAAAGAAACCAAAUUUUCCCCUCCAAAGAAUUUGCAAGGCGUGCGUUCCUAAAACUGUAUCUGUGCUUAUGUGUUAGUUUGAGGAUGACUUGCUGAGGGGAGGGCAGAGCAGACCUAAAAUCAGCUUCAUAAUUGCAAUGUCGGACCUGCAUCGUAUUGUAUUUGCAGAAAAAUGUGGUUUUCAUUGAAGCAUGGAAACAGCUGACACAUGAAAAAUGCUCCAGUUUAACCAAAAUGUGAAUAAAUGAAAUAAUACUCAUCAAAGUGUACCACUCUUAUCCUGCCAUGACGCACCAACCACCAUUUCGCAAAUAGGCCAAUUUUACAUGUAAAUACUUGUUGAUCUAGGCAAGACACGACAGUAAUCAUCACCUGAAGCAGCUGAGCAACUGUUUUGUAUGUACGUAUGUAAACAAAUAAGUAUAUCUGAGAAGAAGAAGAAGAAAAAAAUGAAUAUUCUUAGUCAAGUAGUCUCUCUGGUGUAUAAAAGCAAAAUCCCACCUGGUUGGACUAUGUAGCAUCUUAAUAAAUGAAAGGAAUUCAAGUCCCAA
Messenger RNA from Syngnathus acus (greater pipefish), 2753 nucleotides. It is a transcript of the gene vapb, whose product is annotated as VAMP (vesicle-associated membrane protein)-associated protein B and C. Gene Ontology annotation, molecular function: FFAT motif binding. Gene Ontology annotation, cellular component: endoplasmic reticulum membrane; plasma membrane. Gene Ontology annotation, biological process: endoplasmic reticulum membrane organization. The record is from RefSeq and is a predicted model, not a curated record. Lineage: Eukaryota; Metazoa; Chordata; Actinopteri; Syngnathiformes; Syngnathidae. The coding region runs from base 174 to 905 and encodes 243 amino acids. The transcript is spliced from 6 exons.